Messenger RNA from Schistosoma curassoni, 7593 nucleotides. NCBI's taxonomy places the organism in Eukaryota, Metazoa, Platyhelminthes, Trematoda, Strigeidida, Schistosomatidae. The record is from the annotation of a GenBank genome assembly.
GGGAGAUUCGCCAUGUCCAAGCUAAUUGACGAAUUGGUGGCCCAUGGCUUUGAAGUUAUUCGUGAUGAUUCUGGACAGGAUCUUGUUAAACUUGUAUUCAUGGAUGAAAAUGACGACGCUACGGGAUGUGCUUUAGUUACACCAGAGGAUGCCAAGAAAAUUUUGUCUGGUCAAGCAACAUUACAAAAUGCUGUAGAUGAAGACGGCAAACAGGUCUUAACUCUUACUCCAAUAGCUGACAGUGACUUAGAAGUGGUUGAACAGGUGAGUUGUUUUCAGAAAAAGGGUGUCUAAGGCCCUCAUUGAUAGUCUAAAGCAGAUCUGCCUAGUGAACACUCAACCUCUGUUCCUGCGGAACUGGAUGAUCCUGAACGUCAUAAAUCGAGCAGCGAGGAAGUCAUCGAUAAAGACAAUAAUGAGGCCACACAGCCAUGCAAAUCAACUGUUUCUGACCUUUGCUGCGAUGUGGGUGACUCCUUAAUCAAUUCAGGAGAGAUUGAUGCGUCUGACGUUAAUUCGUUGGUGGAAAAUGUGGAACAGUAUACUUUAAGCGAACAAACAGCGGUAGUGGAUAACGGCCAAGUUCAAGUUGUCACAAUCGUGGAUUCUCGUGGCCAAGUUUUGGAUCAGAAGCAAGGACAAACUGGAGAACAAGUCAUUUUAGAAAUGCAUGGACAGGCAUUUUCGUACGAAAUUCAGGGUCCCACGUCAACUGGUGAACCUAUAACUUCCACUCUGUUAAUUUCCACAAAUGAUCAAGAUAUCCAAGAUGUUUCAAACACCGCUGAAGGCGUUACACAGCAGAAUAUCAACGGUCAAACCAACUGGUCUGAAGUAAGCCUAUGAAACCUAAUUUACAUUAUCCAGUUUUAUGUCGGUUAAACUAACUCGUGUACGUAUCACAGAAACCAUCCAUUCGUCAUAUUUUAAAAUCUUUGAACGGUUCUUACGGUAUGUAGCUAUUUAAGCUUUAUCUGUUACAUGAGAGCCAUUAACAAGCUGUUCGUACAGACGUUAAAUUGAACAUUCAUUGAAUACCCGACCAUUAUUACACAUUGGAGAGUAUGGACCAACUGUUCUCGACAUUGAUAUACAGUUUUCUGUUCGUUAUUUUGUACUAUAAGGUUAACAUCUGAAAUAACUGUAAUGUCUUCUGGGGAUCUCAUUCCCGUGACCUUUUGAUCUAGUUUCCAUUCUCUUUUAGUACUUACAAUUUACAUUGCCACUAUGUUAGCAGGAUUUGAGGCAUAUUCGAUUCAGGACGCUAGUGCUCACUGAUUGGUCCGUUUUCUAGUCCAUCAGCGCUAGCGGAUAAACAGAUAACAUUUUAAAAUGUGUAAAAUAACAGAUAUAUUAGCAUUUUCGGUAAGACUAGUCUAUGAAUGACCUUUAAGUGAUGCAGAGUGACCUUGAGAAGAUUCAUCUACUUAACAGUCAAAAGAGGAUUGUAAACUAGUAUGAAAAAUUAAAGUUAGGAUUAGGAGCUAAAAAUUACGGUUAGGAAUUACAGCUAGGGUUUUCAUCAUGAACUGACAUCAGCUAUGAUGCCAAAUUGCUAUUUAGCCAUAUGGAUGAAUGAAUUUUGCGCUAAAGUCCGAGAGUUGCUAUUUUCAAUCUGAUUGGUUCUUCCAUAAAUUAUAGUCUCGCUGUCUGUUUCGUUCUCAUACACCAAGAAUUUUUGAGAUAUGAUUACUCCACAACAGCCAUUUUUGUUGUUUGACUUUGGCUCUUUCAAUACAGUCCUCUAUUCGGAUCAGGCUACAACUGAGUUAGAUUAAGAAUUUCGAAAAUUAGCCUUGGUGUCUGAUGCAUCUUAAAGGUCCACAUUUAGUUCACUAAUGAAGAACUGCGAAUAAAUUUUUGGUUUCUUGCUUUAAAUGGAUAGUAUAGUUGUACAUGUCCAUUUUGGUUACGUGUUUAAUUUUUGAUAAGGGUGUUUCUAAUGGCGCUGAUAGAAGCCAUGUUACUUCUGGAUUUGAUGAAAUAACUGAUGCAAAUCCAUCUGGUCAACAAUUCACUCUUACUGAAGCUACUACUUUAGUGGACGGGGAGGCACUUCAAAUUGUUAUACUUUCUGAUGAAAACGGAAAUGUACUUGAUCAGAAGCAAGGUCACACUGGUGAUCAUGUCAUUAUUGAAAUGAACGGCAGCUCUUUAGAGUAUGUAUUUCUUGGACCAACGGAAACUGGUGAUCCGAUUUUGACUACCUUAGUCGUUACAACUGAAACUGAAAUGACAGAAAAUACUCAGCCUAACUUCAGUGUUGCACAGGAAUCACCGGGUGAUACAGAAGCAGGAUCAACUGUAGCUAAAUGGUGUCCACCCGGCCUGCCAUCUGAGUUUUAUGCUAUAUUAAGAAGACAAGCGGAAGUCGUCGUUUCUACGCGUGUUCCACGCUUUUCAGAUAAUCCGUAUCGUCCUGAACCUUACCAUCGGAAGCUUGGUCCGUAUACAGCUUAUGUAGAGAUGCUUGAAAUGGUUAAUACAUACAGGGUUGGUGCUAGUCAGGGUGAAACCCUGGAACUCUAUGAAGCCUUAAGAAAUUAUGCUAAAAUUUAUCGUCCUUCUGGACCACAUUCUCGAGCACUUACAAAGUAUGAGCUAGCCUUAAAUGAAGCUGCUGCUCAGAUUUGCCGAUUUCAACCCGGUUUACUUUUUCAUAAACGAGAUCUGUAUCAUCUUGCUAAGGAAACAGUUGAACGUUCACAGACCCUCUUAAAUACGGAGAGAAGACAACAAAAUCAACAAUUACAACAGCAAGCACAACAAGCACAGCGACAACAAACUCAAGCAAAACAAAAUAUGAAUGCUCAACGUCAAGCAAAUCAAACAAAUAUGUCAAAACCAAAAGUUUCUCUCCCUGCAUCUCAACCUCCACGUACUACACCUCAAACUGUAGCAGUUGGUGGUCGUGUAGCUAGUUCUCAAUUAGCUAUGUUGGAAUCUCGCGGUCUUUCUGGUAUUCAACAGUCAAGUACAGUAGUAUCAACAUCUAGUUCUAUAACUUCUAUUCAUGAGAAUUCUAAUUCAGAUAACUCACUUCUAACUUCGAAUCUUCAAGGCUCAGGAGUAAAUACGCUUCAGUCGAACAAACCACGGGUAAUGACUAAUGAUAGCACUGUUCAAUACUUAUCUAGCCUUCCUAUUGCUAAACGUGAUUCAGCAUAUAAACUUUUGCCUAACGAAGAGGAAGCCAUUCGGAUUGCUGCAGUUGAUGUUUUAUCAGAUAUGCCACAACUCCAAAUCAAACCAAAAGCUGAUUGUACAAAUAUCGAACGUGCUUGCUGGGAUCAAGCUCGACAGUUGUCAGCACAAAAUUUGGGACUCACAGAUUAUCACUCUGGUAAUUCAUCAGUUGAACAUAUUAAUCAAAUUCAAUCCCUUGUGUCCAAUGAACUCCGGUUGGAUAGCGUUCGUGAAGCAGCUGCAUUGUAUGGGCGCCUACCUGGAGGCAUCCAACCGCCAAACGUAGCAGGACUACCACGAUCUACACCCGUACCUGUACUAACUCCGUAUGAGGUUGCUUGUAAUGAAGCUGCUUCUUAUUUGGCUUCGGGUUUACCAAGCCUCCUCACUCAUAGACGUGAACUUGCUGAAUUAGCAAAGAAGGUGGUGAGAAAUUCUGGAUGUUUAUUUACACAUACUCCAACAUCAGAUAAAUUACCAAUUGGUGGUGGUGGCUACCGAUUCUAUUGCUCAGAUCAACUUCUUGAACUCGAUCUUUCAGCAGCAGAACAACUUUUAUCCAAUCCUCUUGAUGGUAGUGAUUCUCCAGAUUCUGGUUGUGAUGUAAGCCUCGAAGACAGUGAUACAGAUGCUCUUUCAUCUAAAUGUGAAUCUCUUAUUCUAACUUGUCAAGAGUGCAAUAAUGUUGUAGACGAUAUUACAAUAUUUAUUUCUACUGGAACUGAUUCUCUGAAGAAAGUUAGAAUUCUGAAUUUAAGUGAUUGUGGUUUUACCGGCAUAGUCCCUGCCCAUCUUAACCAAUGUGUUAACCUAGUUGAACUUAAUCUCUCUGGAAAUGCAUUGUAUGCCUUCCCACGAUGUUUGCAUUUACCGAAGUUACGUCGACUAAAUCUAAGUGGAAAUCCUAAUUUACUACGAUCCACGCAACGUGGUGUUCCUGUCGAACCCCCACUUGUUGAACAAUUCCCGAGAUUGGUUACAUUGGACCUGGAUCCUGAACUCGCUCUUCUACUUUCUCCACAAUCACUAGCCUACUUAUGUCCAUAUCUAAAAACAAUUAAUGGUAAAGAUUUUGUUGAUGAACCAACUGAAGAUACUAUUAAUACAGCUCAAACGGCAAAAAAUGAUUUAUCAGCUUUGAUCUAUUCAAAAUGGGAAGAUGAUAUAGCUGGAUUUUACAAAAAAGGCUUACCUAAACGAGAUACAAUAUGUGUUAUUGAAACUCUUGUUUUACAUGCUGUCAAUCGAAGUUUGGAAAUAUCUCAACCAUUUACCCAUUGCAAAAAUAUUUUGGCUCGGAGAAUCGCGGAAGAUUUUCUGGCUCCAAAAAUGUUGGAUGAUGAAUGUGAAGAUGAAACAUUGGAUAAAUUCACACAUACUUAUAUUAGUGAUGAUGAAGGUGCUGCCAGUGACAGUGAAUUAGAUACAGAAGAGGAAGAUGAUUCUUACUGUAAAGAAAAUAAUCAUAUUGAAAAAAAUUCUGAAAAUCAAAUAAAUGAACCUUUAGAAAAGUCACAUUUACAAAUGAACUCCUGUUCAGUUUCCACAGGUACGAUACGUAAAAAACCAAAGAAAGUCAUUUCAACAGAAGCUUUUCAAGCAUCUGUUGCUGAGCGUGAGGCUUUAGCUGCUGCAGCAAACUUAACUUUAUUACCGGAUGAACCUCCUAAUCGACUUAUUAAUGUGGUAGGUCAGGCUUUACGUCAUGGGAAAACAGUUGUGUAUGAAGUAAUGAGAACUGCUGCUAGACAACCUGAUGGCGAAUUAAUACCUGUUGGUGGGUUAGGGACAACUGCUAGUUCUACUAAUUUGACUACUCUUCAAACCAAUUCACAAAUUGAUGGAGCCUUAAAAAAUCAUCAGGAAGAUAUGUAUGAUGAAAGUGAUACAGAGAACACCUCUCUCUCUGAAUCUAUUCAUCCUCAACCUCCAGCACCAUCUGUUCCUACUCCCGUUAAAACUGCUCCUGUUAUAACAAAAUUACCAACUAAACAGCCAACAGGGACUCGAAGACCAGGUUUACUCAGUCGUGUUGCAAACACUAUUUCUGCUGAAAUCAAAGGCAAUCGUGGUUCAGUCACAUCCACAGGCUUACUUGAAAAUUCUACGAGUGAUAUUCCUACAAUAACACAGCGUCGUUUGAAAGCAUCCGAUUUUAUCAUCAAACCGUCUACAAGUUCUUCAGGUACUGCUUACAUAGUUGCAAAUGUAGCUACUCAAGCGAAACCAACCACUCCAAGCUCUGUAACCAAACGUGGUCGUCCUGCAAUUACUCAAAGUUUGGCUAAAAAAGCUGCUGUAGCGGAAUCGGAGGCUAAAGAAACCGAAAAGUUGUUGAAGAGUGUGACUAUCCCACCUCCUCAUGCUCCUCCUCCACCAACAAUGCGUAUGUCAACGCGAGAUUCUAACAGGCAUAAACGAUUUAGUGCAUACGGUGUCAUUGACACUGCAGCAGCUUUGGCUGGUAAGGAAGAAGCUCUACUAGCUGCUGUUUUAGCUCAAGAAGAUGAAGAUAACGAAAGUCCAGAAACUCUUUUGAAAGAUUCGUCGGUCGUUCUCUCUGAACAUGAUACUGCAGCUGCAGAAGCUGUCGCUGCUGUAGCGAAAGAAGAUGAAGUGAUGGAGCAAAAUAAUCAGCUAGAAUCUAAACAGGAUAUAUCUUUGAAUUCGACUGCAGUUGAGCAGACAGCAGAACCUCUCCCCAUUACAAAUGACACUGAAGAGGGUACAAAGAAAAAGCGUAAACGUGUCACUGGACCUCAAACUCCUCGUGUACACACUGAACCAUCGUUGGUUGAUAAUGAGCCUGAAACCCCAACGACUACCCAAACGCUUACUCGUAAACGUGCUGCAAUAUCACCUAAACCUCAAGAACCUAAAAGAAAAUCAACUUCUACUCAUUCUCCACUAUCAGUGUCUGUUAAUCUUACUCCAGUUGUUCUACCACCGGUAACAGAAAGUAAACGAAGUCUCAGUCAACUCGGAGAGAUUGUUGACUAUGAUCCUCUACAUUUUAUUCGGUGUCACGCACGAGACAACGAUCCAUUAGAUUGCGAAACUAAAGUAUGGCGAUGUGCAUUCGAACCAAGUGUUAAUAAUCCAAGCAAUGAAACGUCAACUAUUGUAGCUACAUGCGGUGGAGAAUGUGUCUGCCUUAUUGAUUGUAAAUCAGGACGUGUAAUGAAACGUUUCAAACACUUUGGUGAAGAAUUUUACACAUUAGCAUGGACGACUGUUGAAAUGGCUGCGGGGCACAGAACAAAUCUGUUGGCUGCCGCUGGUAAACUACGUGAAAUUCGAUUAUUACAUCCUGAACAAUUAGUAUGCUAUGCUGAAAUGCGCGGUCACAAAGAUGAUGUUGCUUGUAUGAUAUUUCAUCCUGAAAAGCCUACUAUCUUAUUUUCUGGUGAUUCUAAGUCCUGCAUUUUAGUAUGGGAUAUUGGUAUACCAUCUGCACCGGAAUAUAAAACACGUCAUCAACUACUUAUGCGUUUAGUAUGCCCUAGAGCUAAUUUAAAUCCUGUUUUAAAUCUUGUAUUUUUAAAAAAAUACGAUGCCCUUGUUGCAGGAUGUGAAGAUGGAAUAUUCUCUUGGACAUUGAAAGAUUUUCGUAAAGAAAAAUUAAGUGAUGAAAAAGAAGCUGAAAUUGAAUUGAAAGUUCCUACUCGUCGUGAACCAUGUUUUGAUGGUUUGGCUCAAUUAUCAGAUGAUUUAAUUGUAACAAAAUGUGUUGAGGAAGGUGAAAUUUAUGUUAUUAACUUUGGACAGGUUGUUAAUCGUCGUAGACGUAGUGGUGCAUCUAAUAAAAAAUUAAUCAAUGUUGAAAUUCGUGGUCAAUUACGUUGGCAUACUACAGAAGAAAUUUAUAUUAAUGUUACUGCUAGACCUGGUUUACAUGCUGUAAUAUGUGGAGAUAAUGAAGGUACUAUAUGGUUAUAUGAUCUUCAAAAACAAGUUAUUGAUGAAUCAGAAAAUCGUAAAUUUAAAUCAAAACCUGUAAAGAUUCUUGAAUGGCCUGAAUGUAGUAUUGGUGGAGCAAAAGAUGAAGAUAAUCGAAUUAAAGAAAGUAUUACUUCCGGUUUUAAAAAUCCUGUAGUGAAUACAACUGAUAUUAGUCAUGAUGGACAAUAUUUAGUUGCUGUAACUGAUAAUAAUUUAGUAUGCAUUUGGAAGUUUUCUGGCUAACCAUUAGAAGAAGAAAAUUUUUUAUAUUUCUAUUAUUACUUAUUUAUUCUUCUCCUUCUUUUUUUUUUCUUUCUUCCAAGAAUAACUCAUUGUUCUUAUAUCUAUGUAUGUAUAUUUGUCUCAUAUCCGUUCGAUUAUUUACGCUGUAAUAUUUUCAUAUAUAUACACCUUAAAUUAUGUAUUUUUAUCAUAUUAUAUUACAAUACAUAUUACUAAUCAUGC